This is a messenger RNA of Belonocnema kinseyi, 3938 nucleotides long. RefSeq lists its product as uncharacterized. The record is from RefSeq and is a predicted model, not a curated record. Gene Ontology annotation, molecular function: protein binding. NCBI's taxonomy places the organism in Eukaryota, Metazoa, Arthropoda, Insecta, Hymenoptera, Cynipidae. Bases 190 to 1155 code for a protein of 321 amino acids. The transcript is spliced from 8 exons.
CGUGUUUCGCACUUCCGGUUUAAUUCUAAAAAAAUCGAAACAAUUCAAUGGAAAAUUAAUACUUUUUUAAGAGUCAAAUUCUAUUGUGAAUUGGAGGUGAUUGUGCUCGUGAUGGUGAUUGUGCUUUCUGAAUGAGUAGAAAAAGUUCCAUUUUUCAAUCCCCCUUAUCUCGAAUUUUCCCGCCCUGGAAUGCCAGACGUUGGCAAAUGGGCACUCCUUUUGGGCCUCCUCUUUCCCUUGGCUUGGGCCAAAAACGAAAAUUAUCAGAUGAACGAUGUUUGCAAAAAUCACUUCCUGCGGGACCUCUACAGGAAGAUAGAUGGCGCUGUGCUCACAUCGCAAAACGAGAGAAAUCUCGAUUGCGCCAUCACGUUCCAAACGCACAGCAUUCUCCAAAGAUUUAUGCUCAGGUUCGAUCGACUCCAACUCGACUGCAACGAUCAUCUAUAUAUUUAUGAUGGAGCGCAUGCAGUUGGAAAUUACAAGGUUGAUUUGUCCUGUAGGAGUACAGAAUCAUCUGUAAGUGCCCUAUAUACAAGGACCAACUUCGUGACUCUAAAAUACGUCACAGAUGCCUGGGGAACGGACACAAAUGGCUUUAGACUAGUCAUCAGUGCCAUCAAGGAUCCAAAGCAUGCCUGUAAGGAUUUUCGCUGCACUACCAAAGAAUUCUGCAUAGACACAGACCUUGUUUGCGAUGGUAUUCGACAUUGUGAAGAUGGUUCAGACGAAGCAGCUUCCACCCUUUGUGCCAAUCCAGAAGCGUCGACAAUUCUCGGGAUGGAGAAGACAUUAUUUGCGGUGGCGAUGGUCUUCAUAGUUCUGAGUAUGGUGGGCAUCGUGGCAGCCGGAGUUUUGUGCUUUUGCAGGCAACGAACAGCAACAACGCCGAGGCAUUUGCACAACACACACAAUACCCAGGCUCACCCUCCCGUCAUCUUUCCUUUGCAACAGAUGUACGGAUCGAACGGAGCGUCGACCGGGAUGCCGGCGGGUAUGACCAGCCUAAAGAGCACAUUCGGAUCGCUGGGCCCAAUUGGGACCGGGAUAACCGGGGCCACGACCCUUCCAAGGCCGGGAAACUGGCUGCACCCUGCGGGCCUCAGGCACGGGCACAGCGCGGCCCGGGUCCGCCUCUACUGCCAGGCAAAGUGAGGAGUCACGGGUCGGAUAGCGACAUCUCCUCCAGCCAGAAAGACGAAUGGUUUGUGUAGAGGCAGGCCUGGACCAGAGUCCGCAGGGUGAAUCGGAGCGGUGGUGCCCUCACCGCCCCUCGGCGAGGUGUUAUUUGAAGAAAAUCGCCGGUCCGCCACUAGCAUCGUCGCUAGCAUCCAAAAAUGGAAACGAUUUAAAAAAAAAAAACGAAAAAAAGAGCUUCGUGAAACGAAACUCUCACAAGACUGAAAAUAUACGAAACGGAAAAUUUAUUUUCCCACUCCCAAAACCUCGACGAAUUACCUGUAAGCGUCGUCUGCAAUUUCAAUUACAUUAAAUAAUUAAUUAAAAACAAAGGGAUCAUUUUUAUAUAGUAUUUUUAAUGUUUUGUAUAUUUCAUACUAUUCUGAUUUCUUAUAUCAGGGACUUUUAAUGAUCUAAAUUUUUCUAUCGCUUAAUUUUUAAUUACUCUGAGUCUUCGCAAAUUUGAAUUCAAGCAUUUACAUUGACGGGAUAUGGAAGUGUUUGAAAUUGUUUUCUGAAUAAGUCUUUUCUUUUUAGACAAAAGUGAAGGGUCUAAUUUACAGGGAGCUUAGAGCCACUAUGAAGUUAGCUGAAGAACGCAGCUCGGCUCUAACAUUCGGAAAACUGAGAACCGAGUUGUGUUCGUCAGCUAACUUGAUAGGGACUCUAAAAAAUCAAUCUAGCAAAAAAAAACCAUUUCGAUCAUGCUGAAUGAAAUUUGAUCCCGUUUAAUUGAAAUAUUAAAAAGAAAAUUAAAAUCAGGACGAUGCAGUGUGCGAUCGGACAGAACUGAGUGUGAUUAUGUGUAUGUGUGUGUAGAACGUUUGUGUGUAAAUAAGUCUACGGAUAAUUUCCGUUGAGUGAUUUGUUUCUAAGUAGGCAAAAAUCUAUAUGUUUUUCCAACAACUUUUCCCGCAUUUUAAGAAUAAUCGAAUUUAUUUAUAGAUAAUAGAACCAUUUAAUUUUUAUGAUUCAAAAGUUAACUUAUUGAAAUUAAGAAAUAUUUCAUUCAGAAAUGUAUAAACAUUUAUCAUUCCCAUUAAUAUUAAAUAAAUAUUUCAACGGAAUUUUCUGAAAGUUUCAAUGAAAAUGAGAAGUUUUUAAAAAUGAAAUUAGUUUAUUAUUCAAAUGUGUAUAAAUUCACAUAUUAUUAUCGUAAACUGGGACUAAGCGACGCAUCUAUGAUUAUGCAUUCCUCUUCCUCCUCUUCCUCCUCUUCCUCCUCUUCCUCCUCUUCCUCCUCUUCUUCCUCUUCCUCCUACUCCUUCACUUCCUCUUCCUCCACCUCUUCCUCCUCCUUCGAAAUUUAAACUCUGCUUUCAUAAAGGCACAUAUGAGCCGUUUAGCUCCCGAUUAAAAUAUAGAGUGUUUUUCCAACAAUUAUUGCCGUUUUUUAAAUUUUAAUUUUGAAUUUUCAGUACAAUAGCGAUAAUUCAGUAUUUAUUUAGAUUUCAAUAAACCCAUAACAGAAUAAUUACAAAAUUGAUUUAUAAAAAAUAUAACCAUUUAAUUUUUAUGAUUCAAAAGUUGAAUAAUGAAAGUUAGGAAAUAUUUUUCUUUGCAACUUUUGAUCUGAAGAACUUGUUUGAAAUUCAUUUAGAUUGAGUAAAGUAGAUGCGUAAGCAGGUGUUUUGAUGUGCAUUUUGUGAAAUAUUAGCGAUGAAAGUGUCUUAGUUAAAAAGUAGAUAAAAAGGAAAAAAGGAGAAUCGAGUCGCGAGCGUUUUGCUGAUCUGAUUUUUUCAGAUCGGAAUGUCUCACCUAAUUUUAGCUUAGACUAUUUUCACCCAAAAGCGUCCGUCUUUUUUGUAAAUACACCUCUAGGUUUGAAACGCUCGUUGACAAGAUUCUUAUUAUAAUAUAAACUAUGGAUUAUAAUUAUAAUUAUCAUUAGAAUUAUAAUUUUUUUAUUAUUAUGACCAAUAUGAGUAGCAGAGAACCAUAUAUUGUGGUUAACCGUUUUGAGAACUUUAUGUUAAAGAAAUGCGAAACCGAAAUGAUCCAAGUGUAUAAAGCGGAUCUUUUCUCAAAGCCAAGUCGUAACAUUUAUUUAUUUAUUUACUAACAUUAUUCAAACUAAAUUUAAUCCUUUAAUUGGAAAAGAAGCAACUGAGUAUUUUUAAUAUGUAAUGAUAUUUUAGAAUUAGAAUUGCAUAUAAAUUCUUAUUCAAAGCCAUUUCUCGAAAUAAUCUUGGAAAACUGACAUGAAUUUACAAUGAGUUUCCCGAAAAAUUCUCCAGAAUAACAUUUACCGAUAACUGACUGAAAAAUCAAGAGAAUCUUUUUAAUAAUUUGCGCCUCCUCCUCCUCCUCCUCCUCCUUAUCAUCCUACAUGAACUCUCCGAGAAAGUAAAAAAUAGUUGACUUUUUUCUCGGGUAAAUAAUAUUACAAUUUCUCGGGAAAUUUUCUGAAAAAUCAGGAAAUUAUAUUCGUUAAAAUUCCCCAAUUUCGGGAGAAGUGAUAAAAUUUCAUUCCUUGUAGUUUUUGAAACAGUUUUCCGUUAAUUUAUUUAUUUGUAAGUUGACGCUUUUUUCUUUGUCCCUUUUUGAAAAUAAUAAAUUUUUUUAAAUAUAAAUUUCUUCAACAUUUUACGACUCGGGCUUGAAACUCGCAUUCUAGAAAUUUUCCGAAGAAAGUAUUGAAACCGCUUCAUGUUUGUCUUUGCGCCAUACAUUAACCACCGUUCCAGAGAAUUCGGUGUAUAUUGGAAAAAUACAAUGUGUUAGCAAAAGUGAAUAAUAAAAUUUAUUACAAAUUUUAA